Molecule: messenger RNA, 2439 nt
Organism: Fraxinus pennsylvanica
Lineage: Eukaryota; Viridiplantae; Streptophyta; Magnoliopsida; Lamiales; Oleaceae
Source: the annotation of a GenBank genome assembly
AUGGAGAAAGCUGUAAGCCUAACCAUAUCAUUCUUCUUUUUCAUAUUCUAUUAUUUUGUGUCCCUCGUUUCAUCUGUUGACACCCUUACACAUGGGGAUAGUCUAAAGUCAUCUGCUUCCUUGGUUUCUGAUAACAAAGUUUUCACUUUAGGAUUCUACAAGCCCGAAGAUACCAAUAAUACUUAUUUAGGAAUAUGGUACACAGAGUCUUCGGACUAUCCAAAAAAAAUUUAUCCGGUAUGGCUUGGUAACAGAGAAAAACCUAUUAUGGAUAAUUCUGGCAUUCUCACAAUAAGUAGUGCUGGAAAACUUAUUAUAACAAGCAACACAUCAGAUCCUAUUGAGCUGUAUGCAGGCGGAAAUGGCACCAAUAUGACAGCCAAGCUGUUGAAUUCGGGGAAUUUUGUAGUGAUGAAUGGUUCUGCAGGCGACAUUUUGUGGGAAAGCUUUGAUUAUCCCACUGAUACUCUUAUUCCGGGGAUGAAACUAGGUGUUAAUCACAGGACUGGGAGAAAUUGGUCUCUUACAUCAUGGUUUAACGAAACCGAUCCUGCUUCAGGAGCUUUUACGCUAGAAUGGGAUCCUGUUACACGUAGACUGAUUGUACUACGACGAGGGUUGGCUUAUUGGACCAGUGGCGACUUGAAAAAUUAUACGGAUGAGAACUCGAGAUUGAAUGUUAAGGAGUUUGAGAAUAUAGUCCCUAAACCCGAUACAAAUAUUAAAUACAAUUUCACCAAAGUUUCAAAUGGUGCGGAGGAUUACUUCAGCUACUCCCUUUUUGAUUCCGAGAGGACAUCUGAACGUCUAGCAACUAUUUCUGGAUGGCGGCUGGAAUAUGACGGGGAUAUAUAUGAUCAGGAGAGGGUAACGAGUAUCGCACUAGUUAGUCUCUGUUAUGGUGAUAGCAUACAAGGCUGUGAAUUAGGGGAGCUGCCAAGAUGCAGGAAUCAUAAUGACAAAUUUGUUUCGAAAUCAGGGCAUUUCGCUAAUGGAGAUGGACAGAGAGUGAAUGCAUCUGCUGCUGAUGAUAAUGCAAGUCCUCCUGAGACUGAGAGUGACUGCAGAGAGAACUGCUGGAAGGACUGUGAAUGUGUAGGCUUUACGAGUGGAUAUGAAUAUGGAUGUUUACACUGGAAAGGGAAAAAAUUGACUUUUGUAGAGAGCUUUGAUAGUUCUGAACCUAAACAAUUCGUUCUUGAUCCACACUCAACCAAAAGGAAAAGGAAGGAGGAAGAAUUACGGAAAAGAAAGGAGGAAGAAUUACCAGAAAGAAAGGAAGAAUUCCGUGAACUGAUGACCCUAGAGGAACAUGAUAUUAGACUGUUUACAUAUUCAUCUAUCGUUGAAGCUACGGGCAGCUUCUCGUCGACAAACAAACUGGGAGAGGGUGGUUUUGGCCCUGUUUAUAAGCACAAUGUGAUAGAAGCAAAUACAAAUAAGCGUGCUGGGACAUAUGGUUAUAUGGCUCCUGAGUACGCGAUGCAGGGUAUUUACUCUGUCAAAUCGGAUGUCUAUAGUUUUGGAGUUUUAGUACUUGAGAUUGUGAGUGGUCGAAAAAACAAUAGCUUCCACAAUGAAGAAGGUCCUCUCAAUCUAGUAGAAUAUGCUUGGGAACUUUGGAGUAAAGAUGCUGCAUUAGAGCUCAUGGAUCCGAUACUGAAAAAAACCGAUCCCGCUCCAGGAGCUUUUACGCUAGAAUGGGAUCCUGGCACACGUAGACUGAUUGUACUACGACGAGGGUUGGCUUAUUGGACCAGUGGCGACUUGAAAAAUUAUACGGAUGAGAACUCGAGAUUGAAUGUCAAGGAAUUUGAGAAUAUAGUCCCUAAACCCGAUACAAAUAUUAAAUACAAUUUCACCAAUGUUUCAAAUGGUGUGGAGGAUUACUUCAGCUACUCCCUUAUUGACUCCGAGCGGACAUGUGAACGUCUAACAACUAUUUCUGGAUGGAUGCUGGAAUAUGACGGGGAUAUAUAUGAUCAGGAGAGGGUAACGAGUAUCGCACAAGUUAGUCUCUGUUAUGGUGAUAACAUACAAGGCUGUGAAUUAGGGGAGCAGCCAAGAUGCAGGAAUCAUAAUGACAAAUUUGUUUCGAAAUCAGGGCAUUUCGCUAAUGGAGAUGGACAGAGAGUGAAUGCAUCUGCUGCUGAUAAUAAUGCAAGUCCUACUGAGAGUGACUGCAGAGAGAACUGCUGGAAGGACUGUGAAUGUGUAGGCUUUACGAGUGGAUAUGAAUAUGGAUGUUUACACUGGAAAGGGAGAAAUUUGACUUUUGUAGAGAGCUUUGAUGGUUCUGAACCUAAACAAUUCGUUCUUGUUUCAGAGGCUUCAAACAAAACAGAGUCUUCAACCAAAACAGAGUCUUCAACCAAAACUAAUAAGAGUACCUCUCAAGUUUCACUAUUGGUUGCUUUUGUGUUAUUGGUUACAAAAUGA